Molecule: messenger RNA, 1736 nt
Organism: Carya illinoinensis
Lineage: Eukaryota; Viridiplantae; Streptophyta; Magnoliopsida; Fagales; Juglandaceae
Product: amino acid permease 3-like
Exons: 6
Coding region: 1-1455 (484 amino acids)
Cellular component (GO): plasma membrane
Source: RefSeq, a predicted model, not a curated record
AUGGCUCUGAACACAGCAACAAACAAAUACCACGUCGACGUACAUUCAGAAGGCCGCGGCUCCAAGUACUUCAUCGAGGACGAUGGCCCUCUCAACGAAGCUGUGCAUGCAGAGCUUCUUCACGAUUCAGGAACUCGUGUCUUGACUGCCAGUGCUUACAUAAUAACAGUUCUUAUUGGUUCCGGAGUUCUGUCCUUAGCUCGAGUUAAUACUCAGCUAGGAUGGAUUGCAGGCCCUGCUGCCAUAUUCUUCUUCUCCAUCGUCAAGUACUUAGAUACUUCAGUCCUCCUCUCUGUAUGUUAUCGAUCUGACGCUAGAAAUUCCCAGAGGCGGUACUAUACCUACAAGGGGGCUUUGCAGAAAAACCUUGGUGGUCCCGAGGUGAAGAUAUGUGUACUAGGUCAAUAUUUGAGGCUCGUCGGGAGUGCGAUUGGAUACACAAUUGGAGCCACCACAGGCAUGAUGGCAAUCCAAAGGUCUAUCUGCUUCCACAGCAGUGAAGGCAGGAAUCCAUGCCAAAUCAACAGCUACCCAUAUAUCCUUGCAUUUGGCCUUGUUCAGAUAAUUCUCUCUGUCAUUGGUGAUUUCAAGUGGUUCUCCAUUAUUGCAGCUGUGAUGUCCUUCAUUUAUUCCACAAUUGGUCUUGGCCUCGGCAUCGCAAAAGUAGCAGAAACUGGAAAGUUUUGGGGAAGUAUGACUGGAAUAGGCAAUAGCCAUGUGAAUGAAACACAAAAGAUAUGGAGGAGCUUCCAAGCACUCGGGGACAUAGCAUUUACUUUCUCUUUCUCCAUCGACUUUAAUGAAAUUCAGAACACAGUAUUUAAUUCCCCGCCAUCAGACUCGAAGAUUAUAAUGAAGAAGGCCAUUAAAUUCAGCUUUGCAUUUAUAACCUUUUUCUACAUGGUUUGUGGCUAUUUGGGUUAUGCUGCUUUUGGAGAGAGCACGCCCAGAAACCUCCUUGCUGGAUUCGGCUUCUAUAACCCGUAUUGGCUGCUGGACAUAGCACAUGUUGCCGUGUCUCUCGAGUGUGUUGCUGCGUACCAAGUUAAUUCCCGAGCACUCUUUGCCUUGAUUGAGGAUGCUGCAGCACAUGAAAGACUCACAGGAGAGGCCAUAAACCCAAUCCCGAAUGGCCGCCCAGAUAGACCCAAUCUCUACCGUUCUGUUUGUAGAACAAUUUUUGUGAUGAUAAUUACUGUUAUAUCAAUGUUUCUGAGGUACUCCUUGGAAGACGUGGCUAGACUUACUGGGAUUUUAGGGUUUUGGCCUCUGACUGUUUACUUGCCUGUGCGGAUGUAUAUAGCUAAAAAGAAGAUAACAAGAUGGAGCGCAAAAUGGGUUUUCCUUCAAAUCCUGAGCCUGGCGCUCCUCAUCAUCAACAUUGCUGCUGUAGUAGGCUACAUUGCUGGGGUGGUUCUUAAUCUCCAGACUCACAAGCUCUUCAAGGAAAACUAGGUUGAAAUUCAAUGCUUGAAGAGCCAGCACCGCUUUUGAGUUUUCUUUCGGUUUGCAGAGUCUGCAUGCAUGCAUGGUAUUGGUGUCAUAUACAGUGUGUUUUGAGUGCAAAACAGUACUACUAAUGUGUGGGAGAUGUUCAUGAAUUGCGCCUUGUGGGUUUGGCUGUUGUUAAUCAGUGUUUUUUUUUAGUAAGAAUUAUUUGAAGUGUGUCUUGUAUUAUUCCUAUAUUUGUGGUGUUAGCAGUUUAAUUAAUAUGAGUGAAUUGUGUUUCUUGAGUA